GAUUGCAAUCCACCAAUAGGGACAUGCAGAAGGGAGUCAAUCAUGGCAGCGGAAGCAUAAUGCUCUGUGAAUGACUUCAUGUCCGAACUUGUAAACUGGUCAUUUUAGUGGGAGAUUUUAACCUCUUAUUUAACUUUAAAAUAUCUAAUUUUAAAUAUUUAUCUAUUGCAAAUCGUCAUUGUAACAAUCAGUUACAGACGGUCUCAGAGUCAGUGAAGGACGAUGAUUUUUGUCUUGUGAUUGAUUUACUCUCUCGGAAAUCCUGGGAUCUCCAUUGAAAGUUUCGUGAACAAAGUGCAAGUCAGCUGGUUGGAGGCUGUUAGGGGCUGCAAGAUGGAGCAGAGUCCCGUGACUCAGUAUGAGCCUGUGGCGGAGAUUGGAGGAGGGGCCUACGGCACCGUCUACAAGGCCCGAGACUCGCGGAGUGGCAAGUUCGUGGCGCUCAAAAAUGUGAGGGUGCACAGAGACGAAGAAGGCCUCCCCGCCUCCACCGUCAGGGAAGUGGCCCUGCUGAAACGGCUCGAGCAGUUUGACCACCCCAAUAUUGUCAGGUUGUUUGACGUGUGCGCGACCAUGAGAGCAGACCGAGAAACCAAAGUCACCCUGGUGUUUGAGCACGUUGACCAGGAUUUAAAAACCUACUUGGAGAAGGCUCCAUCGCCUGGACUUCCGGCGGAUACGAUAAAGGACCUGAUGAGGCAGUUGCUGAAUGGACUGGCGUUCCUGCACUCCCACGCUGUGGUGCACCGGGAUCUGAAGCCUGAGAACAUCCUGGUGACCAGCCGGGGCCAGGUGAAGCUGGCAGACUUCGGCCUGGCUCGCAUCUACAACUGCCAAAUGGCACUGACUCCGGUGGUGGUGACACUGUGGUACCGUGCCCCAGAAGUCCUACUUCAAUCAACCUACGCCACCCCUGUCGACUUGUGGAGCACAGGCUGCGUCUUUGCUGAGAUGUUUUGCAGAAGGCCCUUGUUUUGUGGGAAAUCAGAAGUUGACCAAUUAGGAAAGAUUUUUGACAUGACAGGGCUCCCAGCAGAGGAGGACUGGCCAGAGGACGUGACCCUGCCACGAAGUGCCUUCACCAACCGGCCUCCGCAGUUGGUCAAGAACUUUAUACCCGAAAUCGAUGACUUGGGGGCAAGCCUGCUGCUGGAACUGCUGACGUUCAGCCCGAUGAAAAGAAUCUCUGCCUUCAAGGCCCUGCAACAUCCUUAUUUCCUCGGCCAGAGCCCUGAGGUUUAAGAUGACCGAUCUGUGCCCUGUGGAAAGGAAACUGUAAACAGCUUUGCCUGCUUGUCCACACUUGGGUGCCACAGCAGUGCACAGCUGCCCUACAGAUGUGUGCUGCUGGAGGGGGAUUGGGGGUGGGGUGGGUUUGGGUGAAGUGGGGGGGGGGGGGGGGGAGGAAGGGUGGGUGGAAGGCAAGAAGGAAAUUGAGCUUUAACCAUCUGAGGAUCUCCCCAGUGUCUGUUGAUCUGUGAAGCUGGUUUAUUUGGGCACUGCCAGCAGAUGGCAGCAUGGCACUGGUUUGGGGGGACUUGCAAUCUGUCAGCUUUCCACAUGGCAUCAUUCUCUUGCUGUGCCUGGGUUUGUUAGUGUGCCAGUCUAUUGGUGCCCUUGACACUGUAUGAGGGCUGAGAAUUUGGUGCUCUCUCCCUCCAGGGACUUAGUCAGUGCACCCUCACCCCAAACCAACCUUGCCCCUUUAAUUUGGAGGCUGAGUCCUCUCUAGCUGGGACAUUUUAAAGGAAGGUGUUGCCAAUAUCUCUUUAAGCAUAAUCACCUCCUGUGGCAACAGAAAGUAGAUGCCAUCCUUGGCCAAAGGGUUUUUUAACAAUGUGACCUUGUGCUGCUCUACACUGCCUGGCAACUGAGGGGAGGAGGGAAAGAAAGUAAUUUCAUCUUCCUAUCCAAACAACUGUUGCUGUUUUCUAGUGUAUUGAACUUCUUAAAGGAACCCCGCCCCAUUUUCUUGUGUAACAUUGGCAGAAUAUUUCCUCUGGUGGCCUGUUGCUUGGGUCAAGAUCCAGCAGCCCACUGUGUUGUGUGGCUGGGUGAACAUGCCAGUGCCUAGAUUUACAAAAUCCACUAAUUUCCUGAUGUCACGGUAAAGUGGGUGCAGUUAAUCUUCUUGUUGCUCCCUGUUUGCUGCUUGCACUUCUGUAGCGCCUUCCACCCCACUGUGGGAUGCCCUGAUCUGAUUCACCACCAACAAUGUGUGUGUGUGUGUGUGUGUGUGUGAAGUCCAGUUGCUGCUCUACACCAUUUUACACCAUGGAAUUGUAAUAUGUGUUGUGUUUAAGGACCAGGUUAGGUUAGAUGCUGAGCAAGUAUUAAGCUGUGAUGGUUUAAAUCCCAGAGUAACAUUUGGGCAUUUUAUCUCCACAGAUAUACAUGUUUUAUUGACAAAGAUGUAUGAAACAGAACUGUAUUUGAAAUGAAUGCCAUGUUGGGGGGAGGGGGUGGGUUUGCAUCAGCAGGGAGGAGGCUAGCCAAUUUGAACCUCCUAACUCUAUUGUCUUUCAAGUUCUCCUGGAGAGGCUAAGGUGGUGUCAGGGUUGACCUGAACCAACGGCUUUCAAAUCCUCUCCAUAACUUUACAAAUGAUGAGCCAUUCCAGCUGUAGCCCUUCUCCCUAACUGAGACUGUUAUUGUUGGAGGAGAUAUAAACAAUGGCCCAAGGUGUGUAACAGAACCAUUGUAGCCAACACCAUGCAAUUGUUGCAGAAGUUUUAAUUGUAGAAUUCAGCAUGGGUGAGCAAUGGAGAUUUGACCCUUUUUUUUUAAACUUAACAGAUGCUAUCUCCAUCAUGGCUGCUAGAAUAUUGUCCGAAGGUUGAGAGGCAUCAGAACGAUAACUGUGACCUUUGGCUGUUAAGGGAGAAAAUGUGGUCUUCUAAAGCAGGUCUAAACUUCCUUCUAAUGUAAAUGCAAAUUCCCAAGAUGGUCUUAUUUUUGGAAUUCAGAUCAAGACCCUUUUAGUAACUCAGUGGAGCUUUUAAAAACCAGUCUCUAAGUAAUAUGCAGCACUUGAUAUUAGAUUCUGAUUGUAUUAUGCCAUGAAGUGCCACCUGAACAAACCAAUUACUGGGAAGCAGUGACUUCCCCAUUUUGCUCAUUUCCUUAUUGUUUUCAUUCCUGCUGCAUUUGAGGCAGGCUAGAUGUAUGUGGCUCAAAAAAAAAGUGCACUCUGGUUCUGAAGUCUCACUUUGUUGUACCCACCAUUGGAGGGUAGCCAUUUUGUAGUCUGGUAUUGAACUAGGCAGCCUCCUGUGCAGAAUAGUAAACUUAGUUGUCAAUAAACAAACAUUCCAGCCAUUAUUCUGAGACCUGGUCACCCUUUGCGGUGGAAGUGUCUCACCUUGAAGAUUUGAAGUUCGCUUAUCUCAAGAGGUGCUAGCUUGCUCCACUUGCACUGGACUCAAUGGACCAGAACUUUUCCACAACAUUGCAAGUGGCCAUAAACAGUUUUAAUAUGGCAUUUAAAAGUUUGCUAUUUACAAUGGGCAUGUGUAUUUUACCAAGAAUGUAUUGGAACAGGAGGCCUGGUAGCCUUAAGUUUAUUCUAUCAUUCAGUGUGAUCCAAUUCUGUAUACAUGUUUUCCAAUAGCCCUUGAUACUUCUGGUUAACAAAAAUCUUAAUUUCACCUGGCAUCACUUGCUGUUUACAAAAGAGGGUUCCAGAUUUCUAUCACUCACUGUGCAUCAGAUUCCCUAAUUUUGUUCUUGGAAAGCCUAGCUUUAGUUUUUAAAGACUCAUGGGUGGCGUAAGAGCACUGUUGCCUUGAGCUCCAUUACCCUGGGUUCUGAUGCUAUCUGUGUAAAGUUGCACUUGUGAGUGCAUGGGUUUGCCCUGGGUGGUAAUAUUAAGUGGUUGCUGUAAAUUAUUUCCAGUGUACAUGGAUGGUAGGAGAAUCAUAGUGAAGUUCAUGAGAAUGAGAGAGAAAAUAAGUUAUAGAGAAGCAAUUGAGGAAACAGAAUUGAGGGGAUGGCUUAGAGCAAGCACAGACCCCAUGGCCUAUGUCACAAGAUGUCCCCUUUAAACUUAAAUUUCUGCCCAAAAGGAAGGUUUAUGGGAUUGAAAAUAAAAACAAUUAAAAUACCCUUCCUGGGGAAAAAUCCUAUUCAUGUGGCUGCACUGCACCACUGUUGAAGCAAGCCAGGGAAUGGUGGAAAUCUGGAUCUGU
Molecule: messenger RNA, 4187 nt
Organism: Pristis pectinata (smalltooth sawfish)
Lineage: Eukaryota; Metazoa; Chordata; Chondrichthyes; Rhinopristiformes; Pristidae
Gene: cdk4
Product: cyclin-dependent kinase 4
Exons: 8
Coding region: 334-1242 (302 amino acids)
Biological process (GO): regulation of G2/M transition of mitotic cell cycle; protein phosphorylation; signal transduction
Cellular component (GO): cytoplasm; cyclin-dependent protein kinase holoenzyme complex; nucleus
Molecular function (GO): ATP binding; cyclin binding; cyclin-dependent protein serine/threonine kinase activity
Source: RefSeq, a predicted model, not a curated record